AUAAUUACAUUGUGUACAAUUGAAAUUACCUCUCAAUAACCUCUUCUAAUUUUUUUACACCCUUAAUUGUGGAGUUAUUUUAGAAAUUUAGCAGUACUUGAUUUGGGAUUAGAAAUAGGAAAAGGCUCGGAUCUCAGAAAGAAACGGAAAGGAAAGAUCUAGAAAUUUAGGAGUUUUAAACUUUCUCUUUCACAGAAUACAAAACCCUAAAACUACCAACGUCACCCAACCACCACAACCUCCCUUAAUAGCCGCCGCACCACCAUAACCACCAACUCCCCACCCGCGACCAACCUCCGACCACUACCGCCGCGCCGCAUCGUCUCCGACGCCAACCAGAACCAUCUCAUCCACCCUUCAUCCGCCAUCUUCAUUCUUAGGAACUUUGGCUUCGAGCAUUUAUAAAGGUGCAGAGACAGAACAUUAAAGCUGCUGGUGCUUUGAUUCUGCUAUGGAACAUUGAGGCAAAGCUCAGCAUCUUAAACCCUGUAACUGUGAGAGUACAGUCUCUUGCUUGCGCCUUUGCAGUGAGAGUGAUGUCUUUUAUAUACCAUGGUGAUUCGGUGAAUGGAGAUAAUGCUUUGUGCGCCUUGAACCACAAAAUUAGUAUUUUCAACCUCUACACUUAAUUUUCCUUUCUUCUUCCCUUCAUUGCAAUCUGUUACCUAUAGUAUUUUCUAGAACCACAAAAUGCUUCAACACCAAAUUGUUCAGUCCCCUGCUAGGCUAGGCCUCGCAAAUCCUAACUCCCCAUCAAUUCCAAACCCUACCCCUCCGAAGCUCCCUCCAACACAGACCCAUCACCCCCAAGACCGCAACUCCUCAACCCCUUCUUCAGCUCUCUUGUCUCUCCUCCCACCCCUCCCCAGAGCCCAAGCACUUCUUGCCCAAAUGGCUUCCUUAGCUUCCAAGCUCUUUGAUGUUUCCCCUAAUCGGUCCCUUUGGGUCACCGCCUUCCGUGGAUCCCUUCCAACUUUCCUCUCUUCUCAUUCGUCUACCCCACUUGACACUUCUCCUUCUAAUGCCAAAGAAAUCAUCUCCCUUUUUACUGUUCUCCAAACCCAAAUCUUUGAAGCUGUUGCUGAACUCCAAGAGAUUCUUGACCUCCAAGAUGCCAAGCAAAAGAUUGACCGCGAAAUUCGCUCCCAAGAUUCAACACUUCUUGCAUUUGCCAACAAACUCAAAGAGGCUGAGAGCUGCCUCGAUAUCCUUGUUGACGAUUACUCUGAUUACCGCCGCUCCAAGCGAUCAAAAUCUGGAGAUGAUGAUUCCAUGACUUCAUCAACUGUCUCGUCUCAGCUGAAGCUGUCGGAUAUAUUAUCAUAUGCCCACCGGAUAAGUUACACCACCUUUGCACCACCAGAAUUUGGAGCUGGCCAAGCUCCUCUCCGUGGCGCACUGCCACCUGCGCCACAAGAAGAGCAAAUGAGAGCUUCGCAAUUGUAUAAUUUUGCUGACCUUGAUGUUGGAUUGCCUAAAGAAGUUGAAACCAAGGAGAAAAUUGUUGAAGCUAUUGUUGAGCCUCCACCACAGGUGGAUACCAAUGCAGUUCCGAAUUUGUCUGCAUUUCAAGGAAUGUUACCUCCGAUGCCACCUGGCUGGAAGCCGGGAAUGCCUGUGCAACUGCCAAUUGAUUUGCCACUGCCCCCGCCUGGGUGGAAACCAGGGGAUCCUGUGCCAUUGCCUCCCAUGGACUCGCUUCAAAUACCGAGAUUUGCAGAGCAACAAAUGCAACCUCACAUUCCUCAGCCCAAACAACCAGAAGUUAUUCAAGUGCAACCAGUUAAUUUGGACCUUGGAGGAAGUGAUACUAGUGAUUAUAGUAGUGAUGAUGCCAGCUCUGAUGAUGAAGAUUGACAAGUUUGCAAAACUGAUCAAUCUCAAAUUAAAUACUCUACAGGAGGGCUAUUGAGAGAGAAAAGGACUAAGAAGUAUGAGCAGUAGGGGCUGGAAUUGAAGCAUCCCUAGACAUCUAGCUACAUCAAUCAAUUUGAGAAAAUAAUCCAUUGCCCAUUGGUAACCCACCAAGAUUUUGUUUCUUACUUCAUUUACUUUUUUGUCCAAACUCAGCCUGUAGAAGCUAAAUUUUUAACAAGUUAAUUCUGAUAUUUUUCUGUGUAUAUAUUGUUCUCACUUAUUAUUACUGCAUUCUGUAGAGGUAGCUAUUGAGUUCAAUGUUUUGAUUUGAAACCUCUGAAUUAACGGAAAAAAUAGGUUCAUGGUUCUUCUAUUUUAUGCUGUUAGUUUGGAAAUUUUUAUUUGUAAUUACAGCAUAAUGCUGUAUCCGUAAUUACGGUCCUCAUUUACGGUGUGUUUGGUAGAGAAAGAGAGAAAUAAUAUUGGAGAGGAAUUUUGUACUUUUUUUUGGGACCUACA
Molecule: messenger RNA, 2376 nt
Organism: Glycine soja
Lineage: Eukaryota; Viridiplantae; Streptophyta; Magnoliopsida; Fabales; Fabaceae
Product: mediator of RNA polymerase II transcription subunit 4-like
Exons: 3
Coding region: 691-1857 (388 amino acids)
Biological process (GO): regulation of transcription by RNA polymerase II
Cellular component (GO): core mediator complex; mediator complex
Molecular function (GO): transcription coregulator activity
Source: RefSeq, a predicted model, not a curated record